This is a messenger RNA of Alosa alosa (allis shad), 2304 nucleotides long. Its product is annotated as butyrophilin subfamily 1 member A1-like. The coding region runs from base 299 to 1240 and encodes 313 amino acids. NCBI's taxonomy places the organism in Eukaryota, Metazoa, Chordata, Actinopteri, Clupeiformes, Clupeidae. The transcript has 7 exons. The record is from RefSeq and is a predicted model, not a curated record.
GUGAAACGGCUAUUUCCCUCUUCACGCACCCUUCUCAUCUUGUUCAGCCUUGACCAGUUUGCAUGCCUGUCUCACUGAUGAAUACUAGUUAGUUUUAAAAGAGCGAAAUGGAAGGCAAGUUUCAUUUUUACCGAAGGAAGACAAUGUUACCUUACCAAACAGUCUAGAGCGCGAGGUUACAACGAUUCGAAAUGAAGAACGAGCGUUAAAAUCUGCAUGGGAGUUUGUAGGGUGCUCUGGGUAAUCAUUACAUUCUUCUACCUGAACAGCGUGACGUCAAUUAUCAUCUAGGGCUCUGAUGAUGACAGGGUUGAGCCAUUUCUGUUUUUCGCCGCUGACCUAUCUCUGGAUCCUGUUUCUCUGCGGGGGGGUGGCAUGUGCACCCACAGGUAAUUUCAAGCUAGUCGGCCCUGGCGGCCCCCUGGUGGCCGUAGCAGGACAAGACCUGGUCCUGCCCUGCUCCCUCUCGGGCCGCGAUGCCGUCGACGACGCGGAGCAGCUGUCCGUGGUGUGGUACCGACUCAAAGGCUCCACCCAGACGCACAUCCACUCGCACGGCGACGGCAAGGAUCAGAACGAGGACCAGGAUCCGGCGUACCGUGGACGCACGGCCCUGCUCCUUGACGAGGUCGCCGCGGGGAACGUGUCGCUGAGGCUCAGUGCCGUCAGGCUGUCGGACGCCGGACGGUACCAGUGCACCGCUGACGCCGGAGACGGGAACCAUGACAACGUUGACGUGGAGGUCCAAGUCGAAGCUAUAGGUACGACGCCAGCGAUUUUCACAGACAGACGUGGAAAAACACAGUUGAGCCUACGCUGUGUCUCCAGUGGGUGGAGUCCAGCGCCUGCUGUUGAUUGGCUGGACGCUAAGGGGCGGAGCCUGCCCGCAGAGCCCACAGAGACGUGGCUGGAGCCGGAGGGCUUUAGGGUGGAACGACGCCUCCUGGUGGAUAAGAAGUGGAAUGACAGCAGCAGCUACCACUGUAAAGUCAGCCAUAUGGGACUGGUCAAAGAGACGCAGAAGAAUGUCACAGAUGAUGAGCCAGCGUUCAAUCAGAAGUACAUCAUUCCGAUCGUGUGCAGUGCAGUGACUGCACUCGUAGUUGUGAUCACCACAUCCAGAAGAUCUGGAGGACUCGGGGAGAGGGGAGCACGGUGUGUUAUGAGACACUUCAGAGGGAGAGCUCACAGCCAGAAACCCUGGAUGAACAAAGAAGUUUGCCUUCUCCUCAAGGCGUAAGCAGCUUUCUGGUCGGGAGACCAGGAGGCCUACAGCUCAGCCAGAUCCAACCUGAGGAAAGGAAUAUCCAGGGUCAAACACAUCUACAAGAAAAGGAUUGAAGAGCACUUCAACUCCUCCGACCCCUGGCGUAUGUGGCAAGGUCUACAUACAAUCACCAACAAAUCCCCUUGCAACUCUUCCCUACCCUCCUCUACUUCCCUCCCAGACGAGAUGCACCACUUCUAUGCUCGAUUUGACCGGGAAAACAAGGAGGCAGCCUUCAAGUCAGCUGUUUCACCGGACGAGGACACACUCCAAUUUUUCACCUCAGAUGUCUGCGACAUCCUGGGCCGGGUGAAUGCUCGGAAAGCUGCUGGCCCUGAUGGAGUUCCCGGGUGUGUGUUGCGAGCAUGCGCAGAGCAGUUGGCUCUGGUGUCUCUAGCAACGUCUUCAACACAUCCCCUACAGUUUGAAAUCUGCCACCAUUGUUCAGGUGCCUAAACACUCCACAGCCAAGGAACUAAACGAUUUCUGCCCGGUUGCACUAACACCCAUCGUUGCGAAAUGUUUUGAAAGGCUGGUUCUCUCACAGCUGAAAUCAUGUCUGCCCACUGCACUGGACCUGUACCAAUUUGCCUACCGACGCAACAGAUCAACAGAGUAUCAGGGACACAGCUCCACCAAUCAACCUAAAACUUUGUUCACCAUUUCGUCAGGCUUUUGGUUGCAAGCUGGGAUUUUUUAAAUAUCCAUACGGGGGGGGGAAAAACAUCCUUAACAAUCAUACAGAGUCUCUCUAUCAACAUAGAAUUUUUUCGAAAUCAUGUUUUGACAUAAGACCUAUAAGCAUGUUUUUGAGGUAGUAGAAAGUGUAUUUAGCUAUUGCUUUCAUGUGGCUGUUGAAAUUUAGAUAACUGUCACUUAAAACACCAAGAUUUUUAACAGUAUCCUUUACUUUUUGUUGCAAGCUGGGAUAUUUUUAAUACUCAUACGGAGGUGGAAAAACAUCCUUAACAAUCGUACAGAGUCGCUCUAUCAUAGCCCUGUAGGCAGUGUUGCAAUCGUACAGAGUCUCUCUAUCA